GCGCAUGGUCGCUUGGAGGGAUUGCGUUAAACUUUCGUCAUGGUAUGUCUCCCUCUGAUCGAUCGUAGUAGGUGAAAAUACUUAUUCCGGUAGGUUCGUGAAGAUAUUAGCGCGAAACAAUAUUAUGUUCCGCUUUACAUCAAGGAUGUAAGUAGGUCUCGCAAAAAAUACAUCCGACGAAGCAUUAAGGUGCAUGUAGUCCUUUUUUCGAACGGCAAUAAAACUAUUCUUUGUCGCGUAUAGAAUUAUUUUACAUUGGCCGAGCAGUCGCCAUCUUGUCUUUGACAGACAGAGAGAGAGAGAGAGAGAGAGAGAGAGAGAGAGAAAGAAAGAAAGAAAAAGAAAGAGAGAAACGGGCCGUGGCUGUGGUAUAGAUCGCAUUGUGACAGCUUGGGAAAAGAAGCGUUCGAUAGACGGUCGGUCUUGAUGCGGUGCGCGCGUUCAUCGCGUCGCUUGUGCUCUCUACGAACGUAGAGAGAACGUAUCGUUUAUAGAAGAGAGUAACGAGCUCAAAGAUUGAAAAACGAAAGGAAGACUUUCUGGAAAGUGUGACAUCGAAGAAAGUGGCAUAGAACGUACUGAAGGUAAUGGCAAUGGAGACGCCGAGAGAACGAGAGAUAGCCGCGGAGGAUAGUAUUAAGGUAGUCUGCAGGUUUCGACCGUUGAAUGACUCUGAGGAGAAGGCUGGCUCAAAGUUUAUUGUCAAGUUCCCAUCAGGUGGAGAAGAGAAUUGCAUCUCGAUUGGGGGAAAAGUAUAUCUUUUUGACAAAGUAUUUAAACCAAAUGCUACUCAAGACAAAGUAUAUAAUGAAGCAGCUAAAUCUAUUGUCACGGAUGUAUUGGCAGGAUAUAACGGUACUAUUUUUGCUUAUGGACAAACAUCAUCAGGAAAAACCCAUACAAUGGAAGGUGUUAUUGGAGAUCCUAAUAAACAGGGUAUCAUUCCAAGGAUUGUUAAUGAUAUUUUCAAUCAUAUUUAUAUUAUGGAGGAGAAUUUAGAGUUCCAUAUUAAAGUAUCUUAUUUUGAAAUUUACAUGGACAAGAUUAGAGAUCUUCUUGAUGUUUCUAAGGUAAACUUAAGUGUGCACGAAGAUAAAAAUCGAGUUCCGUUUGUAAAAGGAGCAACUGAACGAUUUGUGUCUAGUCCAGAAGAAGUUUUUGAAGUAAUUGAAGAAGGAAAGUCUAAUCGACAUAUCGCCGUAACCAAUAUGAAUGAACACAGUUCUCGUUCUCAUUCAGUUUUCUUAAUUAAUGUCAAACAAGAAAAUCUUGAGAAUCAAAAAAAACUUUCAGGAAAGUUAUAUCUCGUUGAUUUGGCUGGUUCAGAAAAGGUGUCUAAAACUGGAGCUGAAGGUACUGUUCUUGAUGAGGCAAAAAAUAUUAACAAGUCCCUAUCUGCUCUUGGUAACGUUAUAUCUGCGCUUGCCGAUGGCAACAAAACGCACAUUCCUUACCGUGAUUCUAAACUGACAAGAAUUUUGCAAGAAUCACUUGGUGGCAAUGCUCGAACUACAAUUAUCAUUUGUUGUUCACCUGCUAGUUUUAACGAGUCAGAGACCAAGUCAACUCUAGAUUUCGGUAAACGUGCGAAGACUAUAAAGAAUGUUGUGUGUGUCAAUGAAGAAUUAACUGCGGAAGAGUGGAAACGCCGUUAUGAACGUGAGAAGGAAAAGGCUGCUAGACUUAAAGGUAAAGUUGAAAAAUUAGAAGCAGAAUUGUCUCGUUGGCGUCAAGGUGAGACAGUAAAGCCUGAAGAACAAGUCAGUUUAGUGGAAGGACCUGAUGUUAUUACACCAAUUACUGCAUCUGUCGAAGGCAAACUUGACGACGGUCCUCUGCCAGCUACACCUGGUGGUGGACUUAUGGCUGGAUCUCUUUCGAAUGAAGAAAGGCAAAAACUAGAGGAAGAACGUGAAAGACUGUAUCAACAGUUGGAUGACAAGGAUGAAGAGAUUAAUCAACAAUCUCAAUAUGUUGAAAAAUUAAAGGAACAAAUGGAAGAGCAAGAGGAAUUGAUUGCAAGCGCUAGACGAGACUAUGAACAAUUACAACAAGAAAUGAAUAGAAUACAACAAGAAAAUGAAAGUGCUAAAGAGGAAGUCAAAGAAGUUUUACAAGCUCUGGAAGAAUUGGCAGUGAAUUAUGAUCAAAAAUCGCAAGAGGUGGAAUUGAAAAAUAAACAGCAUGAAAGAUUGACAGAAGAAUUUCUUGCUAAACAAGCGACAUUAAAUAAUAUUGAAUCUGAGUUACAGCAAUUACGUGAUAUGUCCGCUCAUCAGAGAAAACGUAUUGCUGACAUGUUUGCCAAUUUUUUAAAAGAUUUAGGAGAAAUUGGAGUGGCUAUAGGUGGUGAUGAAAAUCUGAAAGUUGCACCAGAAAGUAAUGGUAAAUUGGAAGAAGAAUUUACAGUUGCAAGACUCUUUAUUAGUAAAAUGAAAUCAGAGGUAAAAAAUUUAGUUCAGCGUUGUCAAGGAUUAGAGAGUUCUCAAGUGGAUUGCAACAAAAAAGUUUCUGAAUAUGAAAAAGAUUUGGCAGAAUGUCGACUUCUAAUCAGUCAACAUGAAGCUCGUACGCAAACAUUAUCAGAAUCUAUGAAAGAAUCAGAAGCACGAAAACGUGCCCUGGAAGAAGAUGUGGAUGCGCUACGGGAAGAAUGUGCAAAACUUAAAGCAGCAGAACAGGUGCAAGCAGUCACUAAUAAAGAGAAAGCAGAAGAAAAAGAAGCAGCUACAAAGAUGAAAGUAGCUUUAGAAGAGCAAAUGGAUCAACUACGUGAUGUACAUCAAAAGCAGGUUGCUGCGCUUAGGGAUGAAUUAUCUGAAAAACAAGAUUUGAUCAGUGAAUUAAGAGAUUUGAAUCAAAAAUUCACUUUAGCGCAUCAACGAAUGCAAGCAGAUUAUGAACGAUUGAAGCAGGAAGAAGUAAAUAAAUCGGUUAAACUCCAAGAAAUGAUACUGCUUCAUGAACGUCGAGAACAAGCUAGAAAAGAGCUUAAAGGACUAGAGGAUACUGUUUGCAAAGAAUUGCAAACACUUCACAAUUUACGUAAAUUAUUCGUUCAAGACUUGCAGACUAGGAUAAAAAAAUCAAUUCACGUCGAGGAUAAUGAGGACGAUGGUGGUUCACUUGCUCAGAAGCAGAAGAUUUCCUUUUUAGAAAAUAAUCUAGAUCAGCUUACGAAGGUUCACAAACAAUUAGUUAGAGAUAAUGCGGAUCUUCGAUGUGAAUUACCUAAACUUGAAAAGAAAUUAAGGACAACUGUUGAACGUGUAAAAGCUUUGGAAACAGCUUUGCGAGAUGCCAAAGAAGGUGCAAUGCGAGAUCGUAAGCGUUACCAAUAUGAAGUAGAUAGGAUUAAAGAAGCUGUCAGACAGAAAAAUUUGGCUCGCCGUGGACCUAGUGCACAGAUUGCAAAGCCUAUUCGAGCUGGUCAACAUCAUUUAAGCAACGUUAAUGCUAUUAGAACCGGCAAUCGUGAUGCGCUUAAUUAAGAUACUACAAUGUGAUUGGGAAAUGUGGGUUUGUUCGAUUUUGUACAAAUGGAGUCACUUCAGGCUGCUCUACAUUUUGGAGUAAGUGAGAAGAUUUGAUAUGCUAACAAUUUUGUAACUCUAUUUUCACUAUUUUAAAAUGAUACUUGUGUUACGAAUUGACAGAGGUAUUAAAGCUUAUACUUUCGUCAGAAUACUUUUGUUGAGAUUACAAACGAACAAACCUA
Molecule: messenger RNA, 3718 nt
Organism: Vespa crabro (European hornet)
Lineage: Eukaryota; Metazoa; Arthropoda; Insecta; Hymenoptera; Vespidae
Gene: Khc
Product: kinesin heavy chain
Exons: 14
Coding region: 588-3491 (967 amino acids)
Biological process (GO): microtubule-based movement
Molecular function (GO): ATP binding; microtubule binding; microtubule motor activity
Source: RefSeq, a predicted model, not a curated record